CUUUGAAACCAAACAAAUCAUCCUCAACUUUCUUUCUUUCCAUUCUUUCUCAUCGAACGCAACAGAACAAAAAUGGGUUCCUCUUUUAAUGGGUUUUCUCUGCUUGUCUUGGUCAGUUUGGUUAUCAGCUCCACGGCUUCCGGGGACUUCUACCAAAACUUUGACUUAACUUGGGGUGACAACAGGGCUAAGAUUUUCAAUGGAGGGAAGCUUCUGUCCUUGUCGCUAGACAAGAUUUCUGGGUCUGGCUUCCAGUCCAAGAAAGAGUAUCUGUUUGGAAGAAUUGAUAUGCAGCUCAAACUUGUUGCCGGAAACUCUGCUGGCACCGUCACUGCCUACUAUCUGUCUUCUCAAGGGCCAACCCAUGAUGAAAUAGACUUCGAGUUCCUAGGGAACGUGACCGGUGAGCCUUACAUUUUGCACACUAAUGUCUACGCUCAGGGCAAGGGCGACAGAGAACAACAAUUCUACCUCUGGUUCGACCCUACUAGAAACUUCCACACAUACUCCAUCAUCUGGAAACCCCAGCACAUCAUUUACUUGGUGGAUAAUAUUCCCAUAAGAGUGUUCAAGAAUGCUGAGUCAAUUGGUGUGCCCUUCCCCAAGAACCAGCCCAUGAGGAUUUACUCCAGCCUCUGGAACGCUGAUGAUUGGGCUACUAGAGGUGGGUUGGUCAAGACUGAUUGGACAAAGGCACCCUUUACGGCUUACUACAGGAACUUCAACUUUGUUCCGGCUACUUCAGGCUCGUCGAGCUCUUACUCCCGCAGUGCAUGGGAAUCGGAGGAGCUGGACGCCACCAGCCGGAGGAGAUUAAGGUGGGUUCAGAAGUAUUUCAUGAUCUACAAUUACUGUACCGACUUAAAGCGCUUCCCUCAAGGCCUUCCUCCAGAGUGCAGACGUUCCAGAUUCUGAUCAUAUUUGGCCAUGGUUUUAGAUUCUUUUUCAACUUCCUCUGUUUUUAAGUUUCCCUCUACUUGCAUCCUCGAAGUUCAAAUAAAUUCAAGUUAAAUGUUUCCUGUAGUUUUUUUUUUCCUUUAAUCUUGUUGUAAAUCUUGUUUUGGAUAAUAAAAUUAUUUAUUUUGUAUUUUGUAAAUCGAUGGGUCAUACUGAAAUAUAUGUUUAUACGCAGC
Molecule: messenger RNA, 1133 nt
Organism: Rubroshorea leprosula
Lineage: Eukaryota; Viridiplantae; Streptophyta; Magnoliopsida; Malvales; Dipterocarpaceae
Source: the annotation of a GenBank genome assembly